Molecule: messenger RNA, 1664 nt
Organism: Trematosphaeria pertusa
Lineage: Eukaryota; Fungi; Ascomycota; Dothideomycetes; Pleosporales; Trematosphaeriaceae
Exons: 3
Coding region: 157-1500 (447 amino acids)
Source: RefSeq, a predicted model, not a curated record
AGCUGCGCUUUACCCUUACCCCGGGGCCCCGCAUUUGACGAGUCGGUGUAGAGACACGCCAGCUCAUCAAUCCGCCGCCUUUUACAGGCUUGCCUACCGUAUUCUGCCCUUGGGAGCCCGCUCUAGCCGCCAAAUACCCAUACAGUUCAUUUCGCCAUGCACGACGACCUCCGCCGACGGGCGCUCGAGAGCGGAAAGACGGUGUCGCGCAAGGCCCGCUCGCGCCAGGUGUCGACCACGUCGUCAAAGGCCAACUCGAGAUUGAACUCCCCGGCGCAGUCCAGGGCCAACUCGCGCAAUCCCAGCCGACAUGGGUCCGACGAUGAGGAAUAUCUUAGCGACGGUACCGCUUGGAGCACAAACUCCAUCGACGAUAUUCUCAACAGCGAAGAUGCCGACAUCCCUGUCGACGCGUGGAAGUCGGAGCUGCAAACCCGCAUCGAGCAGAUUGUCGACCGCAAGCGCAGCAGCACCGAGGGGCGUGCCGACAGCCUGAACAGCUACGCACACUUCCUCAUGGCGCGAUACGCAAAGGACGAGAUUGACCCGCGCAUGAGCGAGCUGCUGCCGUCGAUACUGAGGAGCAUCAAGGCGGAGACGACCGAGCGCGAGACUGUCACGGCUCUGAGAGCACUCGCCGCGACGGUAAUCACUCUCGAUUCCGAAGAUAUCUACGAUUCAGUUGCCGACCUUCUCAAGCGCAUAAUCUCCGACUCCGAAUCCGUGCAGACAAAGAUCAGCGCCAUUCACGCUCUUGGCACCGCUGCCUUCUUCGGUGGAGCCUCUGAUGAAGAAAUGGAGGAUUUGAUGACAUUAUUCCUCGAGAUCGUAGAGUCAGACGGGCUUUCGGUCGAGGCUCACGACGAGGGAUCUGUAGUUAUUGCUGCCCUCGAGGAAUGGGGCUUGCUUGCCACAGAGAUCGACGACCUUGAAGAGGCCACCGAAGCAGCGAUCGAGGCGUUCGUAGACCAACUUCAGAGCUCGGAUGCUGGUGUUCAGAUCGCUGCUGGUGAGAACAUUGCGCUACUAUACGAGAAAUCGUACACGCCGCGCGAGGAUGACGAGGAGCAUUCGGACGAGGAGUCUGAUGACGAGGAAGCGGACCAUGGGCAAAAGAUGGUCAAGCGAUACGAUGUCUACCGAAGACAGGAUCAGCUGCUCCAUUCCCUCGACGAGCUUGCCACCGUCUCAACCCGGAGGAUUUCCAAAAAGGAUCGGAAAACACUCCAUUCCAACUUUGCCGACAUCCGCAACUCCGUCGAGAAGCCCACGCGUGGACCGAAAUAUUCCACAGCGCUCGACCAGGAGACUGGAAGAACCUACGGAGGCAGAAUGAGAGUGAAGAUCAAUCGCAGCGUCGAGGUCCGCAUCGACAAGUGGUGGAAGCUUCAGAGGCUCAAUGCUUUGAGGCGAGUUCUCCAAGGUGGCUUCACGCAUCACUUCGACGAGAAUGAAGCGGUUUCACGCUGCUUGCCAUUCUCAAUGUCGGGGAGGAGCUAGAUGGGAGGACCGAGGGUAUGGAUUCCUGGGGCAGGUUCACCUCACUGUUUGCAUACAUGGAUUCAGCAUGGUUCUAGGUUACCUUACUAUUUUCUUGUCUAUCACCAGCAUACAAUACCCCUACAUCCUUAGCGUCGGGUUCUGGAAGGAAUGCACCUAGAGGA